AUGGGUGUUCUUCCAAUCGAUACUCGUGAAGCUUUACAUUUGAAUGAGCUUCAUUCAAGAGCUACCUGUUACCGUCGAGGAUACGGCUACUACAGAUGUAAUUCCGCCUGGUACCGAUUCGGCCGAUGGAUUCUAGCCGGUAUACUCAUAUUCGUCGGUCUCAUACUCUUAUUUGCCAUUAUGUGCAUCACCAGAAGACGACGUCGUCGCAAUCAAAUUCGCUCCGGUAAUACACCCAUGACAUAUAAUCAAUCUAAUACCUACGGUCCCUCCGCACCCAACAACUAUAAUUCGCAAUCGCAACAACAGUAUGCGCCGCCUGCGGGGGCACCACCGAAUUAUGGGGGUGGCAAUCAGGAUUAUUAUGGCGCGAGUGGCGUGACGCAGCCGCAGAAUACGUAUGCGAAGUAG
Molecule: messenger RNA, 411 nt
Organism: Sclerotinia sclerotiorum 1980 UF-70
Lineage: Eukaryota; Fungi; Ascomycota; Leotiomycetes; Helotiales; Sclerotiniaceae
Exons: 3
Coding region: 1-411 (136 amino acids)
Biological process (GO): vesicle-mediated transport
Cellular component (GO): intracellular membrane-bounded organelle
Source: RefSeq, a predicted model, not a curated record